Molecule: messenger RNA, 1353 nt
Organism: Candida tropicalis MYA-3404
Lineage: Eukaryota; Fungi; Ascomycota; Pichiomycetes; Serinales; Debaryomycetaceae
Gene: MDG1
Product: Mdg1p
Exons: 1
Coding region: 1-1353 (450 amino acids)
Source: RefSeq, a predicted model, not a curated record
AUGCCAGGUGCCUUCAUCCCAGAAUCUGGGUUGGUUGCCGCCACUUCUACUCCAGCAGCACAAGAUGGUGAAUUGAAAACUACCGUUAUGCCAAAGGAAGAACCACACCAUGCUUCAGUUGCUGGUGAACCAGGUGUUUUUGUUCCAAAAGAUCAAGAAACUUUAUCUGCUUUUGAAAAAAUUGAAGACACCGAUGCUAAGGCUUUGAAUGAAAAUGUCACCGAAAUUGGUACUGCCAAUGUCAACAACAAUAACAAUAACGUUGAUGGCCAAUCCACUAUUCCUGCUCCAACUACUGGUGUUUUAGUUGAAGGUUCUGAAUUAACUCCAGAGGAAAGAAAGAAACAAAAGAAGAAGAUUAAGAGAUCUCAAUACAAGGCUAAGAAGAAGAAGAAGGCUGCUGAAGCCAAAGCUGCCAACGGUGAAGCCGCCGCUGGAUCUAGUGAAUUUGAUUCUGAAGAGAUGACUCCAGAACCAACUACUAAGGAUAUUAUUGAUGGUGAUGAAGAUAAAGAAAAGAUUUCUUCUACUGGUUUUGCUGCUGGUGCUGGCACUGCCGCUGCUUCAGCCGCUGCUGCCGGGGCUGCUUUAGCUAACCACUCUGAAACCCCAGGUUCCACUACUCACCCAGUCAAUGAUAUUGCUACCAAGGAAAUCGAAGAACCAGUUGUUGCCGAUGUCGAUGGUGUUGAUGGUGUCAAAGCACCAAUUGCCGAAGACACUGUUAUUGAUGAAGUUCCAUCUACUACUGUUGUUGUUGAAGCACCAGUUGUCAAUGAUUCCACCCCGGUUGACGUAGAUGAACCAGUUGUCAAUGAUGCGCCAGUUGUUGAUUCUACUCCAGUUGUUGACUCUACUCCAGUUGCCGAGUCUACUCCAGUUGUUGAAGAAACCAAGGUUGAAACCGAAGAAGUUGCUGCCAAUAACUCUGUUCCAGUCACUGAAACUGAAGAUGUUCCAAAGACCUUGGAUCCAAAAGUUGCUCUUGAUAAUGAAGCUAAAGAAGUUGAUGCUUCUCCAGUUCACAAAGAACCACUUGUUGUUUCUCAAGAUAACGAGGACAUAGUCAUUGCUGCUCCAGGUGAUACUGAAAAAGACAUUACAGCUGCUGUUGAAGCUCGCGAAGGUGGUAACGUUACCCUUGAAGAAAUUGAACCAACUGAAUCUCAAAAGGAAAGAUUAACCAAAGAAGCCAAUCUUAAUACCGCCACUGCUACUCAAAAGACUGAAACUCCAGCAAAGAAGACUGCUACUGCCCCAACCAAGGCUACCCCAACUGCCAAGUCCAACGGUAAGGCUGAGGAAAAGAAGAAAGGUGGUUUUAGAAAAAUGUUGAAGAAGAUCUUUUCUUAA